GAGAUGGGAUGAAUGAGUUAUGAGUAUGAGGUGCGGACAAGGUCGCAGAGUUUGCGCCAAAUGAACAAAGCAAAGGCAAACGUAAACCUUUAACUUCAAUUACUUCCCUCUCUCUUUCUCAUUCAUACCCCUAAACGCCGUCGUUUCCACCGCUUCCUCGCCACUGGUUGGUUGGCAUGAAUAGCGCCUUCAACGAGCAGAUACUCGCGGACAAGCUGUCCAAGCUCAACAGCACCCAGCAGUGCAUUGAAACUUUAUCACAUUGGUGUAUAUUUCACCGGAGUGAAGCAGAGCUGGUUGUGGGAACAUGGAGUAAACAAUUUCAGAAUUCAGAGAAGGUUCAGCGAGUCCCCCUUCUGUACCUUGCAAAUGAUAUCCUGCAGAACAGCAAACGUAACGGAAAUGAAUUUGUGACUGAGUUUUGGAAGGUUCUUCCCACAGCACUUAAGGAUGUUCUUGAGAAAGGUGAUGAUCAAGAAAAGCGUGCAGUAUUUAGACUGGUUGAUAUAUGGGAGGAAAGGAGAGUGUUUGGAUCUCAGGCUAAGAACCUUAAAAAUGUAAUACUUGGAGAAGAAGCACCUCCACAGUUGGAAUUCAACAAAAAGAGAUCCCGUUCUGUUAGAAUUGUGAAAAAGGAUUCACGUUCCAUUAAAACGAAAUUGUCCAUUGGAGGUACUGCAGAAAAAAUAGUUUCAGCCUUUCAUACAGUGCUGAAUGAACAUUCCAAUGAAGAUGCAGAGAUGAGUAAAUGCAAGUCAGCUGUUCAUCGUGUGAGGAAGAUGGAGAAAAAUGUUGAUAUUGCAUGUGCUAUUGUAAAGGACCCUAAGCGGAAAACUUUGGCUAAGGAACUAGUGGAGGAAGAAAAUAUUUUGAAACAAUGCAUUGAUAAUCUCAAAUUAGUUGAAGCAAGUAGAGCGGCUCUUGUAACUCAGUUAAAAGAAGCUUUGCAUGAACAGGAAUCUGAGCUGGAGAAUGUUCGUACUCAGAUUCAGGUAGCGCAAGCACAAGUAGAAGAGGCCAGCUACAUGCGGAAGCGACUUGAUGAUGAAGAUUCUUCAUAUAAAGCAUCAACUGCAACGGCUUCAGUUACUGAUGUGAAUACAAAAUCAGAAGCAGCAAAUAAGAAGUCAGCUGCAGCAAUUGCAGCUGAGGUUGCGGAUAAGCUAGCAGCUUCUUCAUCAUCUCAGUUAAUCAUGACUUCUGUUCUCUCAACAUUUGCAGCGGAAGAGGCAAAAAAUGCUUGUCUAACUUCCGAGUCCAUGUCAAAACCUGAGAAGUCAACACCUGUAUCAGAUCCAAAUGCUUUUAUGUCUGCACCACAGUUAAUUGCUACACCAAAUCAUUCAUAUCCUUCGGUUUUAGUACCUCAACCCACCUUACAGAAUCCAGCCGCUGCAUCACAGGGUCAAUAUCAAAUGCUUUGUAAUUCGUCCUCCCAGCAUUAUUUGCAAUCAACAGGAGGGGUCAUUUCUCCAUAUGGUUAUGGUAGCGUCCCACCGUUACCACUGGGACCACCCCCACCCCAUAUGGUGGGCCCAAUGGUGCCUCUGACACAUCAGACGCUGCAAAUAACUCAGCAGCAGCCAGCACCUAUAACUCAGCAACAGCCAGUAAAAAUGACGCAGCAAGCCCCAGGACCUCCUAGUUUUAGACCACUUCAACCACCAGGAAUGGUGUACUAUGGUAAUCAUCAGCAUUCUUUAUGAGACUUGCAGUAAUUAGAAUUUAAUCAAAUUGACAUGUAUGAAAGAAGCAAAAUCUGAAUUUUAUGUUUAGCAAAUGACAUGCUCACUGGGGUUGACUUGAGAAAUAAGUGGAAGCCCAGACUUUGGUCCCUGGGAUGUGCAAGGAAAGUAUCAAACCUCAAGAUUCUAAAUGCUUUAAACAAAUUCAAUUGAGACUGAGGGAGCAUUGAGUUCUCAUGAGCAAGGUAGAUUUCAUGCGAGAGAUUUUGAAAGAAUUUUUUGUGAUGAUAAUGUACUUGUAUUGUAUAUACUUGGCUAAUCAAAUAAUUAUUGGAUUA
Messenger RNA from Cajanus cajan (pigeon pea), 2023 nucleotides. RefSeq lists its product as uncharacterized. The record is from RefSeq and is a predicted model, not a curated record. Gene Ontology annotation, molecular function: RNA polymerase II complex binding. Gene Ontology annotation, biological process: mRNA 3'-end processing. Lineage: Eukaryota; Viridiplantae; Streptophyta; Magnoliopsida; Fabales; Fabaceae.